GCUAGUGACUUUAGUCGUCUGGCAGCGCUGCUGCUAGCCGCCUCUGAUUGGUAGUUUGUCCGCGGCCAUCUGCUCGACGCCAAUAGCCGCUACACUUCAAAACUGUUGUAUUGUAUAAUUAUAGGUUAUUGAACAUAAUUAUAUACUGAUCGCCACCUUUUACAUGUUUCGUGAUAUAACAGUUUACGUCAGUCAUUGAUUAAAAUGUCGUCUUGUGAGGUUAUGAUUACAAACCGGCUAGUUUUCUACAUAGCCUCAUGCAAAAUGAUUGCAUAAUUAUACAGGUUUAGAUUUAAUAUAAUUACAUAUCUGAAAUCUGGUUUUUAUUUAACCAAGUUAACCAUGUUAGGGAAGUACUAUCUCGUACUAAUUUGACAUUGCCAGAUUACAGUGAUGAUUAUCACGCGGAUACCGUGCAAAUAUGUUUUAUGAUAAUUACAAAAUUAUUAAAGAGAAAUUAUGUAUUGUCUAUUUCAUGUGAGCGUACACACGUAUACCUUAUGCUCGAAUAAAGAGAGGUCUGAAUCCACAUAAUAAUAAUGACAUUACACAAAUAUCUUAUUCGUAAUAUCUACGUAAGAAAUUGCACAGUCUACACUCCAGUCUUGUUAAGACAGUACGUCACAAAAGCUACAAAGCAUCCCACAGCGAGAAUAAUCGUUAUCGGAGACGAGAUACUAAAGGCACAAGUGAAGGAUACAAAUUCCUAUUACAUGUGUAAUCUACUCUACAAAUGUGGUAUUAGAGUAAAAAAGAUCUCCAUCAUAAGCGACGAUGUGGAAGAAAUCUCAAAGGAAAUUAAAAAUGCUCGCGAUAAGUACACUUAUGUUAUAACCUGUGGUGGAAUUGGACCAACGCAUGACGAUGUCACGUACGAAGGCCUUGCCAAAGCUUUCGGUGAUACGUUACAUUACCACCCCAAACUGGUAGACAUAAUAAAAAAUAAAUUUAACAUCAUCGAUACUUCAUCUCCCGCUUACAAGAUGGCUCAGAUCCCCCGAAAGGCAUCGUUGAAGUUCGGACUGAACCCAAACACGGGCGAGCCGAGUGCUUAUCCGUAUAUAGCGCUAGAAAAUGUGUACGUUUUUCCUGGCUCACCUGUGUUUUUCGAGAGGAUCUUUCAGAGUUUGUACAAGGACUUACUCUCUACAAACAGACGAUUUGUAAAGGAGGAGUUGUUUAUUAAUACAACGGAAGAGACGUACGCGAACGCUUUAUCAACUGUGGCCAAGGAAUUUCCCAGUGUUUCCUUUGGCUCCUACCCAGUGAGCAAUUGCAGGUACUUUAAAACGUUUAUAACUAUAGAGAGUGACAAUGAGAGCGACACCGGCAAAGCGAAACGAAGGUUUCGCGAAUUAAGCCCGGCAGACAUUUUUGUAAGCUACGACCGGACGCCGCACGUAGACUGUGUCACCAAGUACAACGACUUUCUUCGGAACCGCGCACGUCGAUCGGUCUACGAACGGACGCUCGAGGAGCUCAGGCGACUCUAUCGGAAUCCCGAGUACGUUUCGAUACGUAUUGACGGCGGCGUGGAAUCGAGCAUCGUCGUCCAUCUCGCUCAUAUAUGUAGAGCCCAGUCGCGGUCGGGCGGCAAGCCGCAGGCGAUUUACUUCAAGCAGAAAGAGGCGGCGCUCGAGACGGAGGAGUUCAUCAAGGAGAUGGUUGACAAAUACAAUUUGGCAGUGUCUACGGUAGAUGCGACGUCUGAAGGGAUGACGAAAUUAUCGUCCAGCGUGCAGUCGCACUUACGGACAUUACUAAUCGGGAGGGUCGGAAAAGAAAUCGAUCAUAAUUCAUGCGCCACGAGUAACGUGUCGGGAUUACAGAUCGAUAAUCCGUUGCGUGAUUGGACGGACGAGGACGCAUGGACAUUUGCCUCGUCACUGUGUCUGCCGUAUAGCUCUGAACUGUCUGAAGAAAAAUGACGGGAGAGAAAGUAGGAAUACAUAAAGUCCAGAGUCAGCUCCGGGGAGAAAGGAGUCGAAUAGACAUCCUACCACCGCACCGGUUAUAAGAGCAGCGUUGAAUCCUUGAAGCGACCUAGAUUUUUCCUUCUGGACCAUGGCCAGCAACGAUAAAGCUAUGUUACACGGAGUACGGGGAAAAGGAGAAAAAGAAAACGGCACAAUGGAUCAUUCAAUAUCGUCUCGAGCUAUUAAAUGUUUCUUGAAUAGUGAGCUCCUUUUGAACUCUAAUGAUAUUUACGACAAUAUACCAUAUUAGUGUUAUAAUAAAAGCUUUUAAUUAAUUCACU
Ooceraea biroi (clonal raider ant) is the source of this 2257-nucleotide messenger RNA. RefSeq names its product FAD synthase. Lineage: Eukaryota; Metazoa; Arthropoda; Insecta; Hymenoptera; Formicidae. The record is from RefSeq and is a predicted model, not a curated record.